AUGAAGCUCACUCUUGCCUUCCUCGCUGCUCUCGCGGCCGCUGAUGCCGCCGAGGCUCGCAGCCACCGCCAGGCUCGUCGCCAGUACGGCACCGACAACUCCUACGGAAACGGUGGCUACGGUGGCUACGGCGAGGUUGAGUCCUCCAAGACUCCCGACGCUGCCACUGCCACCUCUUCCAGCGUAGUGUCCCCUCCCUACGUCCAGACCUCCUCCCCGGCUUUCUCGACCUCCUCGUCUCCUGAUGCCGCCUCCUCCUACCCUGCCACUGGUUCUACUCCUUCUCCCGCACCUCCCGCCGGUGGUUACGGAGGCGGUUACCCCGUUGGCGGUGGCCAGGGUUCAAGCUCUUCCGUCCCCGCUGGCGCUGAGACCUCUUCCGCCGUUGUUCCCUCCGGCGGCGUCGGCAAGCCCUCCAGCUCCGCUGCUGUCUCCAGCUCGUCUGCUGCCGCGUCUAGCUCUGCCGUUGUUGCCAGCUCUUCCGCUGCUGCUUCCAGCUCGUCAGUUGCUGCUUCCAGCUCCGCUGCCGCCUCCAGCUCUGCCGUUGUCGCCAGCUCUUCUGCUGCUGCUUCCAGCUCUGCUGCCAUCUCUAGCUCUUCCGUGCCAGCUGGCGUGAGCUCUGCUUCCCCAGUUCCCUCUGCCCCCGCAGGUGGUGACUACGGAAACGGUUACCCCGUCGGUGGCGGAAAGACCUCCUCCAGCAGCGUUCCCGCUGGCGCCAAGACCAGCUCCGCUCCUGGUGUCUUCCCCUCGAGCUCUGUCGUUCCCUCCGGCGGUGUCGGCAAGCCUUCCAGCUCUGUCGUCGUCCCCUCAGGCGGCGUCAGCGCCCCAGCCAGCAGCUCCACCGCUGGUGUCUACCCUUCGGGACCUGCCGUUCCUUCCGGUGGCGUUGGAAAGCCCUCCAGCUCCGUUGUGGUCCCAUCUGGCGGCGUUGGAAAGCCUUCCAGCUCCCCAGUUCAGGCCGCUUCCUCUGGCGUCUACCCAUCCGGAGGUGCCGGUUACCCCAUUGGAACUGGUGCUAGCGUUCCUUCCAGCACCCCAGUGAGCGACAUGGUCACCAAGACCAUCUACUCCACCCAGAUCAAGUACGAGUCCAGCGCUCUCAUCACCGCUGUUGUCCCCGUCGGCACCACCGUCUGCGCUGAGUCGGAUGCCUCCAAGUACCCCGCGCCUUCCGCCCCAGUUUCCGCCCCUGGCGUUGUUACCAGCCAGGUUCCUGUUUCUGAGGUUGUCAAGACCAAGACCGAGACUUUGGUCUACACUAUUGGUGUCGGAAGCACGGCUCAUCCCGUCACCACUGAGGUCGUUUCCACCAGCACCUCGACUGCUUACUCCACCGUUGUCGUGACCAUCCGCAAGAGCAGCACUCCUGCUGGCGGCAACGGUUACCCAGUCGCUACCGCCGAGGGUGGAAAGCCUGGCUACCCCGAGGGUCCCGCUGGCCCCACUGGCACCAGCACCUUGACCUCAACUUCUACUUCCACCAAGUACAUCACCGUCAAGCCCACUCCUUCUGCAUCCGUCCCCGUCGGUGCCGAGGGAACUCCAGUUGCCCCCAUUGGUGGCGCCGGCAAGCCUACUGGCCCCGGUGGAGAGGAGUGCGAGGCCCCUGUUACCGUUACCGUCACUGCUAAGGAGACUGUCACCGUCACCGCUGGCCAGGGCAAGCCUUCUGCUCCUGCCGGUGGCGCUGGUUACCCAGUCGUCCCUGAGAACGCGUCCACUGGUUCUGCUAAGCCCUCCGUCCCUGCCGGCGGCGCUGGCACUCCCCCCAAGCCCUCUGCUCCCGCCGGUGGCAUGUACCCCAUCACCAACGGCCACCAACCCUUACCCUGCCGGCCCUACUGGCUUCAAGACAUCUGCUAAGCCUUCGCUUCCCGUAGCCUCCGGUGUCCCCAGCAGCAGCCUCCCUGCGUUCUCAUUCGUCUCCGAGGUCCCUACUGUCCCCACUGCCUCGCCCAAGACCACUCCCGCUGGUGAGACUGCUUCCACCCCGGCUGCCUCUGCCUCAACUCCCGCCUACGUCAAGCCCUCCGCUCCCGCAGGAGGCGACUACGGCUCUGGCUACCCUGUCGCUCCCGCCGCACCUAAACCCGCUUCUUCCUCUUCGGCCACCCCAGCCGGCGAGACCAAGCCCACCCCGGCUCCCGGUAACAGCUACGGCUCCGGAUACGGCACCUACUAAGCUUCUGCUUAGCAUGAGCUAAACGGCCGUCUGUAACGUGCCUUGAGCACGAAGGGUCCCUUGAUCCAUUUCUUUGCUAUGUCUAUCAAGUGUUUUAUCAUCACUGUUCGUGUCUAUGGCCAGGAGCAGAUGGCCGGGCGGUGUGUACAAAGUGUAUUUUGCCAUGUUUAAGAUAUAGGGAGGAGAAGAUGUACGCAUUUGUCAAUAUACGCUGUCUUGUUUCCAAC
This is a messenger RNA of Parastagonospora nodorum SN15, 2412 nucleotides long. RefSeq lists its product as hypothetical. The record is from RefSeq and is a predicted model, not a curated record. The coding region runs from base 1 to 1866 and encodes 621 amino acids. Lineage: Eukaryota; Fungi; Ascomycota; Dothideomycetes; Pleosporales; Phaeosphaeriaceae. The transcript is spliced from 2 exons.